This is a messenger RNA of Mesorhabditis belari, 216 nucleotides long. NCBI's taxonomy places the organism in Eukaryota, Metazoa, Nematoda, Chromadorea, Rhabditida, Rhabditidae. The record is from the annotation of a GenBank genome assembly.
AUGGUCUCGUCGAAAACGGUGAAAGAGUUGGCGGCGUUCGGGGGAUUGUUAGUCACGAUGCACUUAGCCUACUACACGAUACAAAAUAAUCCGAGCAUGGUUCCCCCACACGCGAGACAGGAAUUGUUUUACGUUCGAUGGCUGAAGGAGCAAUUUCCGGCACUAAAACAAUAUGGUGUACAAGAGGAGAAAAAGGAACCACCAAAAGAGCAACAU